Messenger RNA from Neohortaea acidophila, 1488 nucleotides. Its product is annotated as histidine phosphatase superfamily. The coding region runs from base 166 to 1443 and encodes 425 amino acids. The record is from RefSeq and is a predicted model, not a curated record. Gene Ontology annotation, molecular function: phosphatase activity. The transcript is spliced from 4 exons. NCBI's taxonomy places the organism in Eukaryota, Fungi, Ascomycota, Dothideomycetes, Mycosphaerellales, Teratosphaeriaceae. Gene Ontology annotation, cellular component: cytoplasm.
AGAGUUCAACCGUCUUGACCUUACCAAUUCCUGUCGGAGACCCUGGCCAUGACUUCAUCACUCUCCGACUGCCACGUGCUCGGUCCAUUGGCGAAAUUCGCCGAUCAGCACGAACGACACUUCGCCGUGAGGUAGCAUUGAAAGCUUCACAGAGAGAGAAUCGGCAUGCUAUCCGGUGAGAAGGACUUCUUAAGAUGGACGGUCCCCGUUUUCCUUGGUCUUCCACGUUGCAUCUGCAUUUCUAGUCAACCCAGAGCUCAAAGCCUCAGUAAACGAACCAUGUGGGGAAUCAACGCCGUGGCUGCGCUAGGCGCCGCAUUCUUGACUGUCGGUGUAGAGGCGGGGGCAUUGAGCCAGGCGCACAGGGGAUACGGAUAUAUUAAUUACACAACGAUUACAGGCUACUUUCUCCAAGACGAGCCGUCUACCAACUCGACCACCUUUGACUAUACGCAAUACAAUUUCGGGCUCAUCAAUCGCACGUAUCCUGCGACCAGCGGAUGGCCCUCGAAGAACGCCACGCAAUGGCAACAAUUCCAGGCGCAGGUCGAUGCGUUGAACCGUGAAGCACCAAAGGACACGGUGUACAAGGUCAUGUUCCUCGGCCGGCACGGCGAGGGGUACCACAAUGCUGCGCAGACUUUCUACGGCACUCCCGACUGGAACUGCUACGAAGCCGAAUUGAACGGAAACGCGACCGUCAGCUGGUUUGAUGCAGAUCUCGACCCCAAUGGCAUUGCCCAAGCUGAAACCGCACACAAUUAUUGGGCUUCCGAGUUCGUCAACCAGAAGACGCCGUAUCCGCAGUCCUAUUACACGUCUCCAUUGACGCGCUGUCUGCAAACGGCCAACAUCACUUUCAAUGGCCUCAAGCUGCCCAAGGAGUAUCCGUUCGUCCCCAAAGUUAAGGAACUAUUGCGUGAAGGGAUCAGCAUCCACACCUGUGACCGCAGACGAAGCAAGUCGUACAUCCACAACCUCUUCCCAUCCUGGAUCAUCGAGAAGCCCUUCACAGAGAAUGACGAGCUGUGGGACGGCGUGACCGCUGAGACCACCGAUGCCCAGAAUGCCCGCUCCAAGAAGUGGCUGGACGAAGUCUUCGCAACAGACAAGAACACUUGGCUCUCCAUCACCUCUCACUCCGGCGAGAUUGCAAGCACCCUGAGCGUGCUCGGCCACAUUCCCUUCCCGCUGAACACCGGUGCCAUCAUCCCCGUCCUGAUUAAAGCACAGUAUCUGCCAGCGGCCGAUGCACCGACACCGACCACGUGGGCAUGGACUGUCAGCACGCAUUGUGCGGCGUCGCCGAAGACGAGCAUUAGCUCGCUCGCUCAAGGCUGUGUCUGUACCGGGAAGGAGGGGGCGGUGACAACGCCUCUUGUGAAGGUAACCAACACCAGAACUCAGGGUCCGACGAGGUAUCCCGGCCCGGGAUUCAAGUGAAGGCGCGAGAAAUCGUAAAGCUGUAGAGCGAUAGCCGAGCAAUCC